AUGCCCUGGGUGCCACGCAUUCCAGGAAUGUUUCUUGGCAUGAGAAGCCAUCAAGCCAUGAUGGAGAACAGGCGAUGGGCACGCCAAGGAAAAUUUGUUAAUUUGCCUUCUAGCUUAGCAGACAAUGAACUCCGUGAUGCCGGAAAUGUGAAGAAAUUGUGUUUGGCCCUGAAGCAAUGCAACACUGUCUCUGAGAUCGAUUUAUCCAAUAAUUCUUUGGGUGAUCUGGGUGUUUUGAAGGUUGCACAGUUGCUCCCAGAUCUGAAGGCAUUACGUUCUAUAACACUGGAUGGGAACCAUCUAUCCUUGGACGGAGUUUUUCGUUUGGUGGAAUACUUCUCUUCCUUGAAACAUAUGACCUCGAUGCAAUUGAGUUUGGGAAGAAACCAGGGAGUCCAUUUAACUUUUGGAAGGGAAAUCAGUCUGGACAAUGAGCAUCAAGAAGAGAUGUGCGAGCCUGCAGUGGGUGGCCGUUGCUUUAGUCUCACAGAUUGCAACGUGGGUCCCGAUGAUAUCGACCAGUUUUUCCGCAUCUUGAUCACAUGCUCGGAGUUGGGAGAGAUCAAUUUGUAUGGAAACAUGCUGAAAGAUCGGGAGAUGGAACAACUGCUGGCGUUCCUGCCCCAUUUGAAGAGCCUGAAGCUCUUACGCAUUACGGAGAAGAGUUUCUCGCCCAAAUGUCUUCUCUUUCUCGUCAGCUCACUUCACUUGUGCGAGAGGAUCUGCGAAGUGGAAGUCAGAUCCAAUAGAAAUGCCUUCUUGCAUUUUAUGGACAAUCCAGAAAGUCAAGAAACAUCCUGCAGGUUGACAGGAUGUGACCUUGGUCAAGCCAAUGUGAAGGAGCUGUGUGAGGUCCUCAAAAAAUGUGACCAUCUUGCGGAACUGGAGUAA
Anolis sagrei ordinatus is the source of this 891-nucleotide messenger RNA. NCBI's taxonomy places the organism in Eukaryota, Metazoa, Chordata, Lepidosauria, Squamata, Anolidae. The record is from RefSeq and is a predicted model, not a curated record.